Messenger RNA from Somion occarium, 1003 nucleotides. Lineage: Eukaryota; Fungi; Basidiomycota; Agaricomycetes; Polyporales; Cerrenaceae. The record is from the annotation of a GenBank genome assembly.
CCCACCACGCCACCAGUCGGAGUUCCGACUGCAAUAUAAAAUUCAUAGACAUGUCCUCGUUCUGAGUCAGCUGACAAACCCCCAAUACUUUCAUUCCGUCAUGGCAGCAUUAUCUGAGGACAUCGACGAUGUUGUUAUCCGUGAGGUUGCGCAGGACGUGUGGUCAAUUUCCCGACCUUUCACAAUUUGGAAAUUUGUACCAGUUGGUGGCCAUUCUGUCGCAAUCAAACUCAAGAGCGGACACGUGUGGCUUUUUGCGUGGACGCCUCUAACAGACUUGACCAGAAGCAAAAUCGCCGAACUUGGCGAAGUCAAAUACAUCAUUGCUCCCAAUCCUUUCCAUUACUACUUUUUGAAGUCUUACAGAGAUGCCUUUCCCGAUGCAUUGGUCAUUGAAGUAGAUGUAUUGAAUACAAAGUUGGCAGUCGCGGGUUGGCAGUUGGACGCCGUGAUCACGGCGGAAGCUCCGAUGACCAGCUUCGGGUUUGAGGAUGAGAUUGAACAUUGGACCUACUCUGGUUUCUUCUCAGGCCACAAGAAUCGGGACAUGGCCUACUAUCAUAAGGCAUCUAAGACCGUCAUCUCGGCAGACUUAUUGGCAAACCUCCCACCCUCUGAACAAUAUGUUCGGACAAGAACGACUGAAUUCCAUAUCUAUAUUGUAGCGCAGCUGAAUCUUGGAUUAUGAAAGUGUUUAUAUGGCUCAAGGAAGAUGAUUUCUCAACUAUGCAGCGCGAUGUCCACAAAGUGAUUUCGUGGGAUUUCGAGAAAUGGAUCCCUUGUCAUGGAGUACGUGGUAUUUGUGCGAAUAUGAGCACAGUAUACCUGGGACUCAUGAAAUACUUAUGCGCAAAACGUUAUCGAGUCACGCUCGAGACACUUUCAAGGAAGCGUAUGGCCGAUAUCUCUAGCCAAUUCUCGUGAAUCGACUGAUGGACAUUGGACAGCAGUAAGAUUUUGACCUACUUGAUUCCUCAUUCUGAAAUAUAUGCUUGUCCAUGUC